This is a messenger RNA of Cynocephalus volans (Philippine flying lemur), 984 nucleotides long. RefSeq names its product uricase-like. Gene Ontology annotation, cellular component: peroxisome. The record is from RefSeq and is a predicted model, not a curated record. The coding region runs from base 1 to 984 and encodes 327 amino acids. The transcript is spliced from 8 exons. Lineage: Eukaryota; Metazoa; Chordata; Mammalia; Dermoptera; Cynocephalidae. Gene Ontology annotation, biological process: urate catabolic process; purine nucleobase catabolic process. Gene Ontology annotation, molecular function: urate oxidase activity.
AUGACAAUCGAAGGUGUGGGUAUCAGUGAUCAAGAAAACUUACAUAAGGACAAUAUACCUGAGGGUAGGCAGCAGAAACGAAUAUGUCUUUCAUUGCAGCAUGAUGAAGUGGAGUUUGUCCGAACUGGCUAUGGAAAGGAGAUGGUAAAAGUUCUCCAUAUUCAGAGAGAUGGAAUAUAUCACAGCAUUAAAGAGGUGGUAACUUCGGUGCAACUUACUCUAAGUUCCAAAAAAGAUUACCAGUUUGGAGAUAAUUCAGAUGUCAUCCCUACAGACACCAUUAAGAACACAGUUAACGUCUUGGCAAAGUUCAAAGGGAUCGAAAGCAUAGAAGUCUUUGCUCUGAAUAUUUGUGAGCAUUUCCUUUCUUCUUUUAACCAUGUUAUUCGAGCUCAAGUCUAUGUGGAAGAAGUCCCUUGGAAGCGUUUUGAAAAGAAUGGAGUAGAGCACAUCCAUGCAUUUAUCCUCACUCCCACUGGGACACACUUCUGUGAGGUUGAACAGAUGAGGAGUGGACCUCCCAUCAUUCAUUCUGGAAUCAAAGACCUCAAGGUUAUGAAGACGACCCAGUCUGGAUUUGAAGGAUUCAUGAGGGACCAGUACACCACCCUCUCUGAUGUGAAGGACCGGUGCCUUGUGACCCAAGUGUACUGCAAGUGGCGCUACCACCAGUGCAAGAACGUGGACUUUGAGGCUACCUGGGACACUGUUCGGGACAUCAUCCUGGAUAAAUUUGCUGGGCCCUAUGACAAAGGCGAGUACUCGCCCUCUAUCCAGAAGACCCUCUAUGACAUCCAGGUGCUCUCCCUGCGCCGGGUUCCUGAGAUAGAAGAUAUGGAAGUCAGCCUGCCAAACAUUCACUACUUUAACAUAAACAUGUCCAAACUGGGACUGAUCAACAAGCAAGAGGUCCUGCUGCCAGUAGACAAUCCAUAUGGCAAAAUUACUGGUACAGUCAAGAGGAGGCUGUCUUCAAAGCUAUGA